AUGGGAGACGUUUCUCCUGAGCAGAAAAAAUCAGGUUGUGGGCUGUUGAAUGCUGUUUUUGGAAGGAGGAGUUGGCCUAGAAGAACGACUUCAACAGGUUCACUUCCGGGACCAAAUUCAAAUCCCAAUCAUUUCCCAAGAAUUCCAAGCACCCCUAAUUCAAAAAGGCGAAGGGGUGGCUCAGAUGAGGCUUCUUUCCUGGAGGAAGAAGCAAAACCUACUGCAGAAAAACAAGUUGAUAGGGUUAUUGAAAGGCCAGCGCCCAAUCAUGGAAAGACUCCACCUGGAAAUGCUCAUCAAUAUCGCCAAGCUCCUCCCGUGUGUAAUCAGAAGCAAAAUCAGGGCAGGAGAGAUGCACCCCCCAGCCAAGGGGCGGGAAGGAAGAUUCCACAAGGAGCAGUUGGCCUGUCAGGCGAGCUCGAUAGCAUGAUUGCUGAUCAUCAAAGAUCAAGUGGUGCUAGUACAUUAGUCCGAGCUUCAUCCAGCAAUGUGAUGUUGUUUGGAAAUUUGGGAAAUUUAAGACAAGGAGGAGGAGGAAAUAGUAAUUUGAAUACGAGCAAUAUUCUUGAUCAUCUUCCUAGAGCUACAAGAGAAGAAUCAUCAGUACCAAAUGGGAAAUAUCCAACUAGUGUCAUGGGAAAUGUGGUGAAAAAACAGAAUGAUCAGGAGUCAUCAACUGAAAAACCAACUUCCCUUUGCAGGGCUAUUUCGACUCGAAUGGAUCCUGAGCAAUUGAAAAUCUUGGGUAAUGAAGAUUACAAGAAUGGAAGGUUUGCAGAAGCCUUGGCUUUGUAUGAUGCUGCAAUUUCUAUUGAUCCUAAUAAAGCUUCUUAUCGAAGCAACAAAUCUGCAGCUCUGACAGCUCUUGGGAGGCUUCUUGAGGCAGUUUUCGAGUGCAGAGAAGCAAUUCGAAUUGAACCUAGUUACCAAAGAGCUCAUAAUCGUUUGGCAACCUUAUAUGUCAGAUUGGGGGAAGCAGAAAAGGCCAUGUAUCAUUACAAACAUGCCGGUGUUGAAGCUGAUCCUGAUGUUCUUACAAAAGUUAAAAAGCUUCAGGUUCAUCUGAACAAGUGCACUGAGGCCAAAAUGCAAAGAGAUUGGAAUACUCUCUUAAGAGAAACAGGCCUUGCUGUAGCAGCUGGAGCUGAUUCUGCUCCACAGAUAUUUGCAUUGAAAUCGGAAGCCUUAUUAAAGCUCCAAAGACACCAAGAAGCAGAUGAGAUUAUGAAAAAUGGUCCAAAAUUUGAAGAUGAUGAGUGUACAAAAUUCUUUGGCCCUAUUGGUAAUGCAACCCUGUUAGUCAUACGGGCUCAAGUUGACAUGGUUGCUGGCAGGUUUGAUGAUGCUGUGGCGGCAGCUCAACUUGCUGCUAGGCUUGAUGCAAAUAAUAAAGAAGCAAGCAUGCUGGUGAGGAGAACUAGAGCUGUGGCAACAGCCAGAUCAAAUGGAAAUGACCUCUUCAAGUUAGGAAAAUACUCCGAAGCAUGCGUUGCAUAUGGAGAAGGACUAAACCAUGAUCCUUACAAUGCUGUCUUGUUGUGCAAUCGAGCUGCCUGUCGAACCAAACUUGGUCAACAUGAAACAUUGGAAGAUUGUAAUGCCGCCCUCCAUGUACGCCCUUCAUAUAGCAAGGCCAGACUUAGAAGAAGUGAUUGCUUUGCCAAGUUGCAAAAAUGGGAGGCAUGUAUACAGGAUUGUGAGGCGCUACUCAGAGAUUCACCAGAGGACGAGGAGGUGGGGCAGAUGCUGAAGGAGGCCCAAGCACAGCUAAGAACACAGCGAGGAGGAGGCCAAGACGUGAAAACCAUCAACCACAAUGGUGGAAUUGGAAAUGAUGCCCGUUCUAGUAGUGACAUAAUUGUCGUGUCAAGCAACGAACGUUUCAGGGACUAUGUAACCUCUCCUGGUGUGUCUGUUGUCCUAUUCUGUAAUAAGCCAGGUGACAAGCCAACAAUUCACUAUAUGGAGCAGCUGCAAAAGAGAUACCCCUCUGUCAAUUUCCUCAAGGUUGAAGUUGAGGAUCAACCUUCCUUGGCAAAAUCUGAAGGUGUAAAUGCAUUGCCGGCCUUCAAGAUUUACAAAAGUGGUUCAAAAACCAGGGAAAUUUCAGGCAACAACCAUGAUUUAUUAGAGAGCACAAUCAGACUGUACAUCAGCUAA
This is a messenger RNA of Coffea eugenioides, 2160 nucleotides long. RefSeq names its product inactive TPR repeat-containing thioredoxin TTL3. Gene Ontology annotation, cellular component: cytoplasm. Gene Ontology annotation, molecular function: protein binding. The record is from RefSeq and is a predicted model, not a curated record. NCBI's taxonomy places the organism in Eukaryota, Viridiplantae, Streptophyta, Magnoliopsida, Gentianales, Rubiaceae.